This is a messenger RNA of Rotaria sp. Silwood1, 4002 nucleotides long. Lineage: Eukaryota; Metazoa; Rotifera; Eurotatoria; Philodinida; Philodinidae. The record is from the annotation of a GenBank genome assembly.
AUGCAAUCUUCUCAUCAUUUGGAUGUUUUACGUGGACGGUGUCAAGAACUUCCAAAUGUUCGAUCGAAAAUAGUUCGUAUCUUUCUUAGUUCGACAUUUUCAGAUACGUUAUGCGAACGAGACUCAUUGAUCGAAAGUGUAUUUCCUAGAUUAAAAGAUUAUUGUCGUGAAAAAUAUGGUCUCGAAUUUCAAUAUUCUGAUAUGCGAUGGGGCAUUGAAACAGAAUCAUUCGAUAAUCAUAGCGAAGUUCAAACAUGUCUCAAUGAAAUAGAACUGUGCAAAAAAUACUCAGUGGCUACGAAUUUUGUGGUUCUCUUAAGCCACCGUUAUGGGUCACGACCAACACCAGCCAUGAUUCGUGCAUCACUUUUUGAAGAGUUGCUUGAGAUCAUUCGUUCGGAUCCAAACCUGAACGCUGAUGCUGAAUUACUUUCAGAAUGGUAUCAACUUGAUACGAAUAGUGUACCGGCUGCGUAUAUACUUCGUCCUAUAUCGACGAAACUACCAAACAUCAAGUCUCGAAAUACAGAAGAGAUGAAACAAGCUGAUAAAGAAUGGCAACAAAUUAAUGAUCGUAUUCGAACAUGUUUUCGACAAACAGCAGCCAAAUGUUUAGAACAAGGACAAAUUAAUGAGAAUGAAUAUGAUGAUUUUUUCAUAUCAGUUACAGAAAAAGAAAUCGUAAAAGGCAUUCUAUCAGCAUCGGAUGCUAACCAACGUACAUUGUGUUUUUUACGUGAAAUUGAAAAUAUUCAUGAUCAUUUAUCAGAUCGUAAAGCAUCAAAAUUUGUUGAUUUACAAUAUUUGAAUGAUGGAGAACCGAUUGUAGAUAAUGAAGCUGAACAAUUACUUAAUCGUUUAAAGAAUAAACGUAUUCCGAAAAUAUUACAACCGAAUAACAUAUUUUCAUACAAAGUACGUUGGAAAUCAGAUGGUAUAAAUCGACGUGACCAUGUCGAGUACAUAUCACAAUUCAAUGAGGACUUCUACAAUGCCAUCAAACAACAAGUUGAUGAUUGUGCCAAAUCUCGUGUCAUGAUGGUUUCCGAUCCAUUGCAACAUGAAAUAUUAGAACAUGCUAUACAAUGCAAAACGUACGUGGCUAAAUUUCAUGGUCGAACUGAUGUUUUAAAUAAAUUAAAAGAUUAUAUAAAAAAUGACAAUGAAAAUCGACCAUGCAUUGUCUAUGGAGCUUCUGGUUGUGGAAAAACAAGUGUAUUGGCUAAAGCUGCUACUGAAGCAUUGAAAUGGUGGUCCGAUCGAUCUGUUUCAGUCAUUUUACGUUUCCUUGGAACAACGCCUCCUUCAUCAACAAUCUACAAAACUAUGCUGUCGAUAUCAAAACACAUUUGUGCAUUAUACAAUCUACCGAUGGAAAUUUAUCCUGAUGUUAUAAAAUUACGUUAUCAAUUAGAAACUAGUCUAUUUAUGCAAAUACCUGAUAAUGAAUAUCUUAUUAUUUUACUCGAUUCAAUCGAUCAACUACAAACAGAUGGAUAUGAUUGUCAAUGGUUGCCUGGAUUAUUUCCAAAGAAUGUUAAAUGUAUCGUAUCAACAUUACCGGAUCAUGGUAAUAUUUUAUCAAAUUUACAAAUGAUUAUCAAUCAUAAUCCAUCUAUGCCGAAAGAUACUGAACAUUUACUUGUCUUAGUAUCACCUUUUCAAGCAUCUACAGUAGAAAUAGUUUAUAAUGAUUGGCUUGCAAUGAAGCAACGUUCAUUGAGCAAUGAACAACGUUCGUUUAUUCAAAAUUUAAUGGCAGAACGAACUGAAAUUCUUCCUCUAUUUAUGAAACUCGUUUUUGAUAUUAUUUUAACUUGGCAUUCAUAUGACUUUAUAGAUUUUAAACUACGAAAAUUAAAGUCAGUCGAUGAUUGUAUUCGUUAUCUUUUUAAUCAUCUAAAAACUGUUCAUAAUCCUAUUUUAUUCCAUCGUGCUAUAUGUUAUAUGACGGCAUGCCGAAGUGGCAUUAGUCAAAAUGAACUCGAAGAUGUGCUUUCACUUGAUGAUGAUGUUCUUAAAAGUGUUUUUCAACAUUAUAUACCACCUGUAAGACGAUUACCUGGCAUUUUAUGGACAAGAAUUAGAAAUGAUUUAGAUGAAUAUAUCACAGAAAAAGAAGUUGAUGAUUCAUCAGUGAUCUAUUGGUAUCAUCGUCGAUUUAUUGAAGUUGCACAAGCUCAAUUUAUUUCAAAAAUGGAUUCUCAAGAAAGAAAAGCUGUCUUUCAAAAUUUAAUUGAUUUAUACAAGGAAACAUGGAAAGGUAAAAAUAAGCCAUUCAAAAUAGAAGAUCCGAAGUUAAUGGAAAAAUAUCAUUUGACGGAAUCGAAUGGUGAAAUACAAGCAAAUCGAUUGACAACUUCGCAACCAAUUGAAUUCGUUGAUGUAGAUGGUCAUAUACAAUACAACAAAAGAAAGUUGAAUGAAUUGCCACAAUUUUUAACUCAAUUUACAACCGAUUUAGCCAUUCCAAUCGCUGCUGAAGAAGUCUUUUUCAACUAUUCAUUCAUGCGUGCUAAAAUUGCAUGUUCACCUUUCAAUGACAUUAUGAACGAUUUGCAAGCAUUCAAGAACAACUCAGCAUAUCAAAUUUCUCAACAAGCUAAAGAAACAAAGAAAGAAAUCGAUAUAUUCGCUAUGUUAUAUUUGAUUGUCGGCCCUCAACUUCAAGAAUAUCCGAAUAAUUAUCCCUUUGAAAUUUCUUCACGUCUUCUAAAUCUGUUUGGUAUCAAACCAUAUAUCACCAAUCUAAUAAAACAAUUUGAUGAACAAAGUAUACGUUAUUGUUCUCUGAUUGUUCCUUAUUGUCAACUUCAACCUCCAGGUAGUGGUUUACUCUUUUCAGUUGCUCGACAUACAACAUCCAUAGUCGAUUUCGAUUUUACUGAAGAUCAAAGAGUAGCUAUAUCUCUAUCUGAUAGAAUCGUCGUAAUUGAUAUGAAUGCAGCAAGUACAGUGUUGGAUAUCAAUUUACCGACAUUGGAUGAACCGUAUUUGAAUUCAACCACACUACCAGAAGCAUAUAAUUUCAAUGAAAAUGAUCAAACAAAAAAUGGUUCCUCUUCAACAGAUGACAAUGAUCAAUUCAAGAAAUACUUAUUUCUUGUCAAUUCACUACAUCAUAUCUAUCUUAUGUCUGCUCAUGAAAAUAUUAAAUUUGAACGAUCAUCUCAAGUUGGCUAUUUGAAUGUUGAAGUUUUUCAUAAGAAACGUGGUCUUUUUGUCAUGGCAGAAAUCAAUGGAAAUUGUGUUGAAUGUUGGGAUGUUGUAAAAAAUCGAUUGUUCGAUCGAAUUAAUUUUCCAUCAUCUAAAAUUAAAAAGGUUCUUUGUGUUAACAUCUAUUCAAUGAUUGUUACAGUUCUUCAAGAUGGAACUAUUCAUUUUCAUUCGAUUACUGAUUGGACCAAAUCAUCAUUGGUUCAUCGUGGUACCAUUCAAGCUGGUAUUCAUCUCGAUUUAGUUACUGUCGAUGAGCGAAUAUUAAUUGUCACAUUUGAUACAACUAUUCCUAUCGAUUUUGCCAUCAUUGAUUUAAAACAAUUCAAUAAAAAUGAACAAAUCAUAUGCGACAACCAAAUACCUAAAACAUUAUUCGCUUUCGAUCCUCCGAUUGGACCUAAACCAAUCAAAUCUAUCAUAUUACCUCACAAAGAAUCAAUGAGCGGAAAGAAAAAGUCAAAUUUUCCACUAUUUAUAGCUAAGACUACCACUGAUGCGUAUAUUAUUCAUAAAUGCAUUAGUAAAGACUUAUCCUACGUGUGCAUUAAUGGUCGAUUUGAUGUUGUGUCUAUGCAUGCAAGCAAUCCAAAUACAAUAUAUACAGCUCGUGGAGGCAUCCUCGAAGUAUAUAAAUGGGCAUGUAUUGAGGGUGAAGAUGAUAAAGAAGGCAAUCAUAAAAUUUUCCAUAAAUAUCAACUCUAUGUCUCCAUCGAUAUUAGUUCGUCACCUGUAACUACAAUUACAGCUUCGUCUGAAAACGGUCAGUUUAAAGUCUGUUUCUAA